GGCGGGGCCGGGAGCAGCGGGAGCUGACCGGUCCAGGGGUUCCGGCUGCAUUUCCAUGAGCGCCGCCGGCCGCCGCGGAGCUGCGGGGCCCUGACCGUGGCCGGCCUGGGACGCGUGCAGCCUGUCCACUGGCGCUUUUGCUCCCACAGGUGACCCUGACUUUCCUGCUGGCACUGAUGCGUCCCCAAGCGAGUACAAAGGUAUUUCCUCCAGCUGGAGAGAGAUGGGACAGCAGCUCUUAGGCUGAUGCGAGUGACCGGCCGCGCUGCGCGUCCUGCUGUCUGACCAACUCCAAGGAGACUUCCUAUUGGCUGGAGCAGGACGAGACAGGUCACCAUGAACGCCGUGCUGGAGGCGCCCGAGCUCCCGGCCGUGUUCGACGGCAUGAAGCUGGCGGCGGUGGCGGCCGUGCUCUACGUCAUCGUCCGCUGCCUGAACCUGAAGAGCCCCACGGCACCGCCCGAGCUCUACUUCCAGGACACAGGCCUCUCGCGCUUCCUGCUCAAGUCCUGCCCUCUGCUGACCAAAGAGUACAUCCCCCCGCUGAUUUGGGGCAAGAGCGGCCACAUCCAGACAGCCCUGUACGGGAAGAUGGGCCGGGUGAGGUCCCCACACCCCUAUGGGCACCGCAAGUUCAUCACCAUGGCAGACGGGGCCACGUCCACCUUCGACCUCUUUGAGCCGCUGGCGGAGCACUGCGUCGGAGACGACAUUACCAUGGUGAUCUGCCCUGGCAUCGCCAACCACAGCGAGAAGCAGUACAUCCGCACCUUCGUGGACUAUGCCCAGAGGAACGGCUACCGCUGCGCUGUGCUCAACCACCUGGGGGCGCUGCCCAACAUCGAGCUGACCUCCCCGCGCAUGUUCACCUACGGCUGCACCUGGGAGUUUGGGGCCAUGGUGAACUACAUCCGCAGGACCUACCCGCAGACGCGGCUGGUGGUGGUGGGCUUCAGCCUUGGGGGCAACAUCGUGUGCAAGUACCUAGGUGAGACGCAGGCCAACCAGGAGGACGUGCUGUGCUGCGUCAGCGUGUGCCAAGGCUACAGCGCUCUGAGGGCCCAGGAGACCUUCAUGCAGUGGGACCAGUGCCGGCGCUUCUACAACUUCCUCAUGGCUGACAACAUGAAGAAGAUAAUCCUGUCCCACAGGCAGGCCCUGUUCGGAGACCACGUGAGGAAACCCCAGAGCCUGGAGGACACGGACCUGAGCCGCCUGUACACGGCCACGUCCCUGAUGCAGAUCGAUGACAACGUGAUGAGGAAAUUCCAUGGCUACUCGUCCCUGAAGGAGUAUUAUGAGGAGGAAAGCUGCAUGAGGUACCUCCACAGGAUCUUUGUGCCUCUCAUGCUGGUGAACGCGGCCGACGACCCCCUGGUUCACGAAAGCCUCCUGAGCAUUCCAAAGUCGCUGUCAGAGAAGCGGGAGAACGUCAUGUUCGUGCUGCCCCUGCACGGCGGCCACCUGGGCUUCUUCGAGGGCUCCGUGCUCUUCCCCGAGCCCCUGACCUGGAUGGACAAGCUGCUGGUGGAGUACGCCGACGCCGUCUGCCAGUGGGAGCGCAGCAAGUCACAGUGCUCCGAUACAGAGCCGGUGGAGGCGGACCUGGAGUGAGGUCGCGGCCCCCGGGAGCGCCCCGCCGGUCUCUGCGCAGGACAGGGUCUUCCUACUGCAUUGGCUUCGGGGACAGGCGAGAGAGCCCCGGUCUUGGCUGCCCUUUUAAACCGAUCACACAAUCACAUCUAGUUUCCCUAUUAAAAAAAAAAAAUCUCGACAGCAGUUUUGCUUUGCCAGUCCUAAGCUCUGCCCGGAGAAGGAGAAGGCCAGGACUCGUGGGCCGUGCCUGCCUAGACCCUGAUGGCCAGAGUCUAGUCCGCCAGCCUCCUGCCCAACUUCCGGAGAAUUCCCUGGAGCCCCAGCCAAGCUUUAGAGGGGCCCCCCACACCCUGCUGUAGAUCAGAAUCACCAAGGCUUUUUAAAAACCCCGCCUCCCUCCAGGGUGGUCCCUGCCCCUCACCUGGAUAGUGGUUCUCCUACCAGGCACACGGGAGAGCCAUCCUGCAAGGCCACCGAAUGGGGGGACCUGGCAUAGCACCAAGACCAGGCUUCUAAGUGUGUCCCACUCUAGGUCUCUGGAAAGGGCUGGGCACUGGUCACCCGUAAGAGGGUUGAGGGUGGGGGCUUGGACAGCUGAGGCCACUGGGGUACAAUGACAAGUUCAGGAUAUUCCUGGGCGUGCUUCCCCCCCCACUGCCAAACACCUGCCCUCCUCCAUUUAUUGGUUCCCCUCACUUCCUAGGAAGAGGUGUCUGCCCCUUUGGUCAAAUCACUCAGUGGCAACUUGACUUCCUGUACCCGAGGUCUGUGUCACACUGGCCUUGGGUAACCAGACAGCUGAGAAGUCCAGCCUCAGGCGACAGCCUUUUCCCACCCAGGGGGUUCCUCCACCGCAGUCUGCUGUGUGGAUCUCUCAGAGCAGUUCUGCAGCCCUGGAGGUGAGCACUGCAGCGUGGCUCCCCGUUGUGCCCGUUCCCAUGCUCGGACUUAAACACCUGCUCUUUGAAGGUCUUAUCGUGCCCUGGGACUGGCGCCGGACACAAGUGCAAUGAAGGGAGACCUGGAAAAGAAUGUGGCCUGUGGGUUCCUUGGCCCCGGGACAGAUGGGAGUAGAAACCAACUGUGGGUCUCUGCAUGUGUGUGUGUGGGGGGACGAGGAGUGCAUGUAGAGGUACACAGGGAGCACCCCCUCCCCACACUGGCUUAGGUGCUGGCCCGGGGUGCAUGACAGAGACGCCUGCCACCUGGACCUGCUCUCUGACAAUCGCUGCGUUGUCUCAAGGCACAGCGUGGCCCCGAAAGACUUGAGGCUCACGGGACUCGGCCAGGCUCAGCCAUCCUUUCUCCAUGCUCUGCUUUGCUGGGGCCGCUGUCUCCCCAUGUUUCCUCACCCUGGUCUCCGAGCACAAAGUGGCACUUUAGCAUCUGCCCUGCAAGGUGGAAGCCAGCUCCUCUCCCUUUUUCUCCCGUGGAGGACCCGGGGACCAUUUUCUUGCCACAGCCUUUACUUCUCAAGCCUCUGUGACCGGACCUGCAGACCGUCAACCCGACCUGGGAGUGGAGACCUGCUGGACACGCCUUCUAGGAUGGAGCCCUAGUGAACACGCUCUUGGGGGUGGAGCCCUGCAGGACACGCCUUCCAGGGCGGAGCCCCACUGAAUACGCCUUCUGGGGGCGGAGCCCUGCUGGACACGCCUUCUGGGGGAUGGGGCUGUUAGACACGCCUCCUGGGGCGGAGCCCUGUUGGACACACCUCCCAAGGGCAGGGCUCUGUCUUCCCUUUUUUUUUUUUUUUGCCUUAGGACACAACUCAAAGGUUCUGACAAAGUGGCCCCAGGUCCCACCCUGGAGGGAGGAGACGGCUCUCUGCUGAUGCCCACAGAGGUGUCAGGGGAGGUUCUGGUACAGUGUGGCGAGCCUGGUCUGCCUCAUUGGGCUAAGGGAGGCUCUGGCCUUUGUUGAUGUGUGGCGGGAGAGGGUGGAGGAAGAGGGGGCGGGCCUGUCUCUUCGAUGACUGAAUGACUAAUCACCUUUCAUCCAAGUCACUUGAGUUCCACUGGAGCCCUUUGUCCAAGUCUCAGGCGCGCUCCCAGGCACGGAAGUGAAGCUGGGACUGCGGCCAGCCCAGACCGGAAAUGCUUGUUGGUCCCUGGACGAAAGCCCGGAGGCCAGCCUUUCCCUGCUUGUCUCCUCCUGGCCAGGCGCCUUCCAGGCCAAAACCGGCCCAUCUGGUUGAAGGAAGACAUCUUCUCAUCUGGGGAAAGGAUAAAGACCCCGAGGAGAAUAAUGUUGCAGGAACAAGACUCUGACGGAGGGGAUGCAGUUGGGGACUACGGCGCUGGCCUUGCACAUUGUGGUCCCUGGCUUCGACCCCUGGAAGAGAGAGAAAGAGAGAAAACAUAAAACUGGUCCCUGGCUGUCCCGUCCCUCUAACCCUCUGAUCAUGAGCAAGUCCAAGACCCUGAUGAAUGCCUGGACUCCUGGAGACGCCCAGAUGUGCAGGCUGGGGCAGGAGGUGCAUGUCGCUGCGUCCCUGAGUCUCCACAGGCCCCUGGCACCUCGCUCGGACCAGCUUCGCAGAGUUCUGGCCCAGAAGCACUUGCCACCUUGUCGCUCACGCACCAUCCGGAACUUUCUCUCUGUCCAGAAAGCCUUAACUUAACUCUAGAUUCUCCCCCAACGGGGCGCUGGAAUAUAUGCUCUGCACUGUGCGUGGACACUUGUCAUGUGGCCUGCUGAUGCCCGGUCAGGUUAGGGCCCCCACUCCCUGCAGCUCGGGACCACUUAGGAAGAUCGUGGGUGUCUCCAGAAGGCUGAGCAUCCGUCCGAGCAGAGGGCAGCCCGCUCUGUUCCUGUUGCGGAGUGGCUCGAUUCUCCUUAACUGUUUGUGGAAUGAAGGGGAAUAGAGGAAAGAAAGGCAUCUUUGGAGAUGAAAAUGGUCGCUGCUGGGGGCUGCUGGCUCUGGAGGCUUGAUGCUGAGGUUUGCUGCUGCCCUCAGAUUCCCAGGGCAUAGAUAGCAGCCCCCUUUGGACAGGCCAGCCGCCCCUCCCCAAACUCCCAUUUCCUCUAAACUGUCUCUCUAGCAUGUCCAUGGUAAAGCUUUCCUGUCUCGCUAACGAGUGUGCUCACGUGUAAUCUCUAACUGGUGGAUCAAGUCUUUGAACUCGAGUCCUGUUGAUAGUAGCAAAAUCCACAACCCCCUUUUGCUCUGCCUUCUGGUUCCCCACUAGCCAAGAAAUUUAUUGCCAUAAGUUUGGGGAUCCCUGUCCCCCUGGAGCAUCUGCAGAAAUACCUUUCACCCCAUGGACUCUCCUUCCAGAAUGUUCCUCUCCGGGGGGUGGGAGAGGAGCCCCCCCUCACCCUGGGAUCUAGAGUAACUGCUAACCCCUGGUCCCACCACUUCUGGCCCAGAAAGGGCCUUUGGGGAGGCAGCUCCUGGGUGGAGGAUCUGGGGGUGCUCUUUGGUUUGCCUCAAACCGAGUCCACAUGAAGAGGAGAGCCCCCUCUCCACCCCUCACUCCAGGUACAGAUGACCUGGGGGUCCCCUGCUGCCUCAGGAAGAUCUCCAACAAACCCCAGCUUUCCCUCUGCUGCUGCCUUAGCAACACCAGGGGAGGGGGACAGUUUGUCCCCCGUCCUUGGUGAGACUCCGGUCCACCACCUUCCUCUUCUCUGAGUAGAUCUGUCCCUACCUCAGGUCUCAGAACCUGACACUUUCACAUUCCUCCUUUGGGCCCCUUUGCUUGGAUUCCCUUUCCUAUAGACUCCCCAAAACGUCAGAUGUCGCCUUGAAAAUUCCUUGCUUUUUUUCAAGUUUGUGUUUCAAAGGCUCCAGGCUGAUGGACUUAGUGGGGAGGGGGGGGUUGCGGGGAGGAGGGGCGGGGGCAGGGGUCCCUCCAGCACUGGUGGAGGGUGGUGUUUAAGAUUUGCAACUAGCAAUGCAAUUUUUUUCUAAAAGUGAGGAUAUAUUCACCUUUGUUAAGAAAUUAUACUAAACAGUGUCCUUGAUCAUUUUUCUUCUCAGUACUUUGGGUCCUAUUUUGAUUCUGUGUGGUGGUAAGCAGACAUCAUUACAAAUGAAAAACUAAUUUUGUUAUCUUUGAGUCUAUGAAAUUUCUUUACUUAAAUAAAGACUGAAAAAUUUGG
Sorex araneus (European shrew) is the source of this 5703-nucleotide messenger RNA. It is a transcript of the gene ABHD2, whose product is annotated as abhydrolase domain containing 2, acylglycerol lipase. Lineage: Eukaryota; Metazoa; Chordata; Mammalia; Eulipotyphla; Soricidae. Gene Ontology annotation, biological process: acylglycerol catabolic process; steroid hormone receptor signaling pathway; medium-chain fatty acid catabolic process. Gene Ontology annotation, cellular component: sperm plasma membrane; sperm flagellum. The record is from RefSeq and is a predicted model, not a curated record. Gene Ontology annotation, molecular function: monoacylglycerol lipase activity; acetylesterase activity. The coding region runs from base 337 to 1614 and encodes 425 amino acids. The transcript has 12 exons.